UUCCACUCUGCACAAGCUGCUAUAAUUUAUUCAUUCUGUCUUAGAUAUGAACCCAAAAAAUGAGCCAGGAGUUGUGGCACGAUAUUCUGAAAAAGAUGAGGCAGAUUGGAGGGACACAUAUCAGGGACAAGUGCCAGUUGUUUUCGGGUUACAGGUAAAUUGACUCGUUUGACACUUGCCCUUUGAGUCCCAGUCCUCAGCAAGAGCUCGUCUUGAAAUUCGCCGCCUACCACCAUCUAAUGUAAGUCAAAUUGGUCAAAAAUUCUGCUCCGAUAUAUAGCUACAGCUGGCUCCGCGCACUUCGAGAUCAGAUCCUGUCCAGGAUGAUGUGUUUCCGUACUUUCACCCCAUAUUUUGGAUUAUCUAAUCUCCUUGACGAAUGUGUUCUAGCUCAUCUGCCCCUGGAAGGCAGCGUUUCGUAGCGUGCAGAGGCCGUUCAGGCAGGACUGCAAAAUGAGAUAGUGCCCAGUUCGUUCUAUGCCCCUCCGUUUGGGAUUUGGAUGUCAGAUUUUUGAUCCUGGCUCAACUCGGACUCGAUAGGUAGAUGUCAUCGUGGAUAGCCAAGUUCCUCAAUGGUGAGUUUCGGAGAGGCUGAUGGCAUCAGACCAUCCGAGUCAUCUCACGGUUGACGAGAGAUGAGAAACUUGCAGUCAACCACCACCACUCCACUGUCACAAGACAACAUCCCAAUCUCCCUAGCUUGAUCUUUAUUCAUAUUCUUCGAAUUGGGCAGUUAGUGACGGCCGAACUUCCCCGCGGCGAUGGUACAAUCAGCCAUUCGCCUUUGACCACUUGCGGUUCAAUCUGGAGACCGUUCUGUACAUGCUCUUUCCGCGCUUCAACGCAUUCGGCUGCGAUGGAAUCCGUCCCGACCACAACCAUCUCUGAGCGCUUCUGCGCGCCCGACCAUGAUGUGAUCAUCCAGUCGUCUGACGAUGUUCUCUUCAAGCUCCAUCGCAAAAACCUGGAGGUCCACUCGCUUGUCUUCUCCGACGCCGCGGCGGUGACAGGAUCGGUCAUUGAAAACAAGGACGAGAUCGUCGAGCUCUCGGAGGACUCGGCCACCUUGGACGUCCUGUUUCGGUACAUGUACAAUCAGCCGCAGCCCGACUUGUCUGCGGUCGACUUCCUCGUGGUCACCCGGCUGGCCGUCGCGGCUGAGAAGUAUACAGUCAACGCAGCGAUCCCUGCGAUCCUCAUCCAUAUGACAAGAUCCUUGGAAGAUCACCCUCUUCAUGUGCUGGACUACGCUUUUCGUAACGACAAUGCCAAGCUCGCCAACGCCGCUGCCGAAUUGACCGUUGGAUUGUCGGUGUGCGAUGCCCACAGUCUCCUGUCCCAGGAUGCGUUCGCCGCAUGGAUUUUGUAUUACGAUCGCUGGUCCAAAGGUGUUAGGGCUCUUCUCAGUGCCCUGAUCGACAAGAACGUAGCACAGCCAAUCUACUCGCGGACCGGGGGCGUCAGCUACCCAGUAUCUCAGUCUACCCUCGCAACCGUCGCUCGAUGGAAGUUUGCAGAAGUACGCUCGCAGCGCUCUCUUUACAACAUUGUCGAUUUAUCCGACGAUUUCCUCGACCACACUUUUAUCUAGUCAAUCAUUUCUCCCACCCUUGAAUCGAACUGGACGAGUGAAACUGCAGUAAUCGAGCUUCCCGGUCCGCACGCCCGAGCAAUUUUGCGGCGUCCACGAGUCAAUGUGGGUAGAAGUCUCGAUCGCGUGAGGGCUGCAUCGCGUUGUUUGAGAAGAGGAUCAUGUGCGGAGGCGCUAAGACUCUGAGCUUCUCAUACUGUCGUUCAUUCUUCAGAGGCCUUGGGAGCAGUCUGGGGCAGGGGUGGUUGUGUGCGAGUAAACGCACCGCUCUGUGCACACGAAGGGGAAAAUACGGAACCACCCCUCCUCAUUGGACCUGUGGUUGGCUACGAAGCAGCAGCUGAUCUUCGCGCGAUGGGCGGCGCAAACCAUGACUGCGAAUCAGAGAGGGGAGUAUCCGGUGAUCGCGGUGCCCGGCGGUCCGCCAUGCCGGGAGGACGCUUCCUUAAAAGCCCGGCAUAUGAUAUAUAUAUACAGGCAAAGUCAAGUCAACAGUAGGACGGUUAUGCUAUAGUUACAUCGAAAAGAGAUGAGUAGGCGGAUACAGAUUAGAGUUGGAGGUUACAAUACACGAGUUUCCAUGAGCUACAAAGGAAUACGGCAGCGGGGUACAGCUAAAAGACAGACAGAGAAGACAUUUCGUGGCGAAUUUUAGGCGGGGAGGAGGAGUGGGAAUGCAGAUGGACGAAUGAAUCGCUCAAGAGCGGGUCGAGCGAAUGAGAACGCGAGGGCCAAGCAUGACACCACCGGUCAUGACCCGCGUGACCCCACCCUUAUACAGGUACGCAGUGAGAUCGGUCGUGCGCGGCGAUACGCGCUUCGCUGGCCGAGCAGCACGGGGAGAGGCAGCAGUGGGAAGCACACGUGUAGGCUUCGGGGGCGUGGCGGGGGGUGAAGCGGCGUUGCUGUUCGAGUACGCCGUGUACGACGACGCGCCGCUGUCGCUCUCCAGAUCCGAGACAUCGCCGUCGUCAGACGAGCUGUCGGAAGAGUGGCUGUCGGACGAGAAGAGCAGACUGGGGAUCCGGAUGGGCUCGAUCUCGAUCGAUUGCUGGCGACGAUGGGCGCGCACGCGCGCGGAGAGCACGACGGAGCGGAGCGACAGUCGACAGCGGGCAUCGGGCGACUGAGAGUGCGCGUGUUGCCUCACGCUUCGGGAGAUCGGGACGAUGCUGCCCUGCGCCUCUUCGCUCCAGACACUGACGACCGCACCGUCCCCGACACGGGCUCUGACGUAGCCAGGCCCAAAAGAGAGGACGAUGGCGCUGUCCGUGCUGCCACCGAGGGCGGUAUACCAUGCUGACCAUGGGACAUUGGCGCCGACGGAUGCGGCGAGAAGAGCGGGGGGAAGGGUGCAGUCCGAGGCUAGCGUGAAAGUCGUGGCAGAACUGGAGGUAGCCAGGGACGCGUGGAGGAUGAGCUGGGCUGAGGAGAUACGCGCGGCAGGGAACACGCCGGCCAGGGGGCGGGUGAGGUAGGCAACGACGUGAGGAAUGGGAGAGGUAGACAUGGCAAAGUAAGUGGGUAUCGUCCGGCGAUCGAGGAGAUG
This is a messenger RNA of Mycena citricolor, 3140 nucleotides long. The record is from the annotation of a GenBank genome assembly. NCBI's taxonomy places the organism in Eukaryota, Fungi, Basidiomycota, Agaricomycetes, Agaricales, Mycenaceae.